This is a messenger RNA of Puma concolor (puma), 489 nucleotides long. RefSeq names its product podoplanin (gene PDPN). Lineage: Eukaryota; Metazoa; Chordata; Mammalia; Carnivora; Felidae. The record is from RefSeq and is a predicted model, not a curated record. Gene Ontology annotation, cellular component: lamellipodium; basolateral plasma membrane; apical plasma membrane. Gene Ontology annotation, biological process: cell adhesion; cell migration; signal transduction.
AUGUGGAAGGUGCCGGUUCUACUCUUGGUUUUGGGAAGCGCCUGGCUCUGGAUCCCGGCAGGAGGAGCUAGCACAGUCCGGCCAGAAGAUGACAUUAUGACACCAGGUGUGGAAGAUGGCAUGGUGACCCUAGGUGCAGAAGACAAUGUGGUGACCACAGGUGCCGGCGCAGACCCUGAGGAGUCUACUGGCCCGACAGGUCUGGUGCCAACAAAUACAGAGAGUAUAACAGACUUUCACAUAGAGGAUGGGCCAACUCAAGAAAGUACAGGCCAUGCCAAUGAAGAAAGCCAGAGCACCACAACCUUGAAUGUGGUGACCAGUCACUCCAUAGAGAAAAUAGGUGAAGACACAGAGACAACAGUUGAGAAAGAUGGCCUGGCGACAGUGACCCUGGUUGGAAUCAUAGUUGGAGUCUUACUAGCCAUUGGGUUCAUUGGUGGGAUCAUCAUUUUGGUUGCUCGAAAAAUGUCAGGAAGGUACUCGUAA